CACCCACGCCAUCUCUUGGAAAGCGCCACGACUUAAUUAUUCCGACUGCAAGCAUGUAUUUGCGUGAACGUCACAAACCAUACUUCAGAAGCGACGUUUUCAAGGUUGACAAAUCAUUUUUCCGUAUUGUGAAGCCAAAAUUUCGGUAAUUAUGAGUGCCAGUGUUAAUCCUUCCAAGUCAUCAUGCACCAAGCGAGUAACAACUACCAUUCACGAUGAACUAACUUGGGGAAUGAUGUACAGGAGUCAAAAUGCGAAAAAAAACGAAAUCCCCUUACAACUAGCAUGUUCUCCAAUCAAUAUACACCGCUGUAGCAUAGAUAAAGUAGUGAAGAAUGUCUGCAUCUAUCCACCGCCCGAAGAGCAAGCCUCGAGAGUGAAGAAAAGAUGUCGAAAAAAAGAAAAAUGCGUUAAUACAACAAAUUUACACGCUGGUCGAGUUGACCUACUGAAUCGGAGCAUUCUGAAUCAAAAGGAAUACAUGAAGGUCCUCGCUGUGCCCAAUAUACGCUGCUUCAACAAGCCAACAUGCCGCAUAAAACAUAGAUGCGUCAGGGAUUCUUGUUCACCACGCAUAGUCAAACUAGCUCUCCCCAGAAAGCAUCAUGUGCUUGGCACUUGGAAAGAUCAUCAGUGUUUCCUUCCCUCCGAAUUCAUUGAGAGAUUGCACAACCUUCUGCAUGCCGACAACAACAUCAACAUCAAAGACGUGAGGUAUUACUUCAAGAAGUUCGAUAAAAGGAAAAGACGCCUGGGCAUAUUAUUGAAAAGAAGGAAAAGAAGGCGGGAAAUUUGUGACCUGAUGUGGAUCAGAUGCGAAGUACAGAACAUGGCGAACAUGAUAGUUAACUAUUUCAUAGCGGAACCCCUCCUCGAUCUCAGCUUCAAACAGUUGCUCAUUUCCUCUGUAUUAAUCAAUUUCAUGGCAAGGACUGGAAAAAUACGACAACCAUUGACUAGAAACACAAAGAAAACAUUCCCUUCAACCAUUAUUGAAAUCUGCGAUAAAGUGGCGAUUUGGCUUGAUUCUGUGGUGAAAUUGGUGGAUUUUCAGCCGAUUGAUGAUGAAGAGAUCUCCGAGGAAGUAGAUGAGUGGGGUCUUGCAGAAGAGGAAGGUGAAGAGUAUUUUGGUAUGAUGGGCUAUGAGCAGCAGGAGGAGGAGGAGGAAGAUGAAAACGAUGAAGCGGAAUGAAUAAACCUAUUUUCGUAUUGUUGUUUUGUGAACGUUAUAUUAUUAUUGUUGUCAAGGUAAUAACGUAUAGACCAGAUGUGAAGUUGAAUAAAUAUUCAAACAUUUA
Messenger RNA from Coccinella septempunctata (seven-spotted ladybird), 1298 nucleotides. RefSeq lists its product as uncharacterized. Lineage: Eukaryota; Metazoa; Arthropoda; Insecta; Coleoptera; Coccinellidae. The record is from RefSeq and is a predicted model, not a curated record. Bases 152 to 1192 code for a protein of 346 amino acids. The transcript is spliced from 2 exons.